AUGGAAGAAGAAGAUGAUGAAGGAGAUGUUUUCCUCGGUGAAUCCGAUGUUCUCCAUGAAUUCGAUGUCGACGGAGAAGAUCUUCCUGACGCAGACGAUGAUGAUGAUAACGACGCCAAUAACGAUGCUGAAGAAUUUGAUGAAAACGAUGACUCUGUUCACACAUUCACUGGUCACAAAGGUGAGCUUUAUGCAGUAGCUUGUAGCCCAAACGAUCCUUCUCUUGUUGCAACCGGUGGUGGUGAUGAUAAAGCCUUUCUAUGGAGAAUUGGUAAUGGAGAUUGGGCUGCUGAGCUUCCUGGUCACAAGGACUCUGUUUCUUGUUUAGCUUUUAGCUUUGAUGGACAGUUAGUUGCAUCUGGAGGAUUAGAUGGUGUUGUUCAGGUCUUUGAUGCUUCAUCAGGAGAUCUGAAAUGUGUUUUGGACGGUCCCGGUGGCGGAAUUGAGUGGGUUAGAUGGCAUCCGAGAGGACACGUUGUGUUGGCUGGAUCAGAAGAUUGUUCUUUAUGGAUGUGGAAUGCUGAUAGAGGUGCCUAUCUUAAUAUGUUUUCAGGACAUAAUCAAAACGUUACUUGCGGUGACUUCACUCCUGACGGUAAACUAAUCUGUACUGGCUCUGAUGAUGCGAGUUUGAUUGUAUGGAACCCAAARACWUGCGAAAGYAUUCAUGUGGUUAAAGGUCAUCCUUAUCAUACGGAAGGGUUGACAUGUUUGGACAUUAACUCGAACUCAAGCCUCGCUAUCAGUGGCUCGAAAGAUGGUUCUCUUCACAUUGUGAAUAUAGUCACCGGAAAGGUUGUGAACUCUCUGACGUCUCAUACAGAUUCAGUCGAAUGUGUGAAGUUUUCGCCAAGCUCGGCUACCAUUCCUUUGGCUGCGACAGGUGGAAUGGACAAGAAGCUUAUAAUCUGGGAUCUGCAACAUUCAACUCCUAGGUUCAUCUGCGAACAUGCGGAAGGUGUGACAUGCCUGACUUGGAUAGGAGACUCCAAGUACUUAGCCACUGGCUGCGCAGAUGGUACAGUGAGCGUUUGGGACAGCUUAUUAGGAAACUGCGUACAUACCUUCCAUGGCCACCAGGAUGCGGUCCAUGCUAUCUCAGUCUCUACCAACACGGACUUCAUUGUUUCGGUCUCUGUAGACAACACUGCUCGUGUCUAUGAGACAUCUGAGUUCCAAAAUAAAAUGUCAUAG
Molecule: messenger RNA, 1194 nt
Organism: Arabis nemorensis
Lineage: Eukaryota; Viridiplantae; Streptophyta; Magnoliopsida; Brassicales; Brassicaceae
Source: the annotation of a GenBank genome assembly